AUGUGGGCUUGCCCCAGAAAUUUCGAAGGCGCAGAUUUCAGUAACGCGGUCGUCGAUCGUGUCUCGUUCGACGGGUCGAACCUGAAGGGCUCCAUUUUUAGCAACGCUGUGCUCUCCGGUACCUCCUUUGUCGGCGCGGAUUUAACGGACAGCGAUUUCACCGACACGUACAUGGGAGAAUUUAACUUGAGGGAGCUCUGCAAGAAUCCGACGCUGAAGGGAACAAACCCGGUCACACAGGCCCCCACGAAGGAAAGUGCUGGCUGUAAAUGAAGGGAGUACUUGGGCUUUGGAGGGAGGGGAGAAGGGGAGGGAGGGUCUCCCAAGGCAUGAGCGCCCGACGGAAACAGAGGAGAAAAAAGGGACUUGGGCCACAGGGCAGGGACGUGGGAGAUACACAAGGGCUCUCUGAUGACCCCGCUGCGCAUGGAAGCGGUUAAAGUGAAAUGUACGUUCACUGAGCCGAAGAGUCUCUUGAUGUUGUGUGCCUCGCAUGCCGUGACAAUACCGACGCCUCUUCGCUUGCAGAGGUCACGGCCUUUGUUGUCAUAUAAGGCAGAAAGCGACCUCCCAAAAUAAUGCCAAUCGAGAUGUUCACGCCAUCGAAGGCCUUUUCUGGCUGGCAUCAUGGCUUGAUCACCAUGCUCGACAUCUCUCCG
Nannochloropsis gaditana CCMP526 is the source of this 659-nucleotide messenger RNA. RefSeq lists its product as uncharacterized. The transcript has 3 exons. The record is from RefSeq and is a predicted model, not a curated record. Bases 1 to 273 code for a protein of 90 amino acids.